This is a messenger RNA of Populus euphratica (Euphrates poplar), 734 nucleotides long. Its product is annotated as caffeoyl-CoA O-methyltransferase-like. The record is from RefSeq and is a predicted model, not a curated record. NCBI's taxonomy places the organism in Eukaryota, Viridiplantae, Streptophyta, Magnoliopsida, Malpighiales, Salicaceae. Gene Ontology annotation, molecular function: S-adenosylmethionine-dependent methyltransferase activity; O-methyltransferase activity. The transcript has 5 exons. The coding region runs from base 1 to 705 and encodes 234 amino acids.
AUGGCUGUCGUUAUACCUCCAAAAGGAAUCCUCCAGACUGAGGCUCUAAGAAAGUACAUAUAUGAAACUAGUGCAUAUCCUGGGGAGCAUGAGCAACUAAAGGAGCUACGAGAAGCAACGGCAAAAAAAUAUGGCAACUUAAGUGAGAUGGCUAUACCAGUUGAUGAAGGGCGUUUCCUAUCAAUGCUUAUGAAAAUCAUGAAUCCCAAGAGGACUUUGGAGGUUGGUGUCUUUACAGGCUAUUCCCUCCUUUCCACUGCACUCGCCUUGCCAAAUGAAAGCCAGAUAACAGCGAUUGACAUAGAUCGAGAAGCUUAUGAAGUUGGAUUACCAUGCAUUCAAAAGGCUGGCAUGGAGAAUAAAAUCAAAUUCAUUCAAGCAGAUGCCAUCUCAGUUUUAAAUGAAAUGCUAAACAAUGAUAAGCAGCCAGAAUUUGACUUUGCGUUCGUAGACGCUGACAAGCCUAACUACAAGCAUUAUCAUGAGCAAUUAUUGGAACUGGUUAAGAUUGGAGGUGUGAUUGCUUAUGAUAACACACUGUGGUUUGGCAUGGUUGCAAAAGAAGACGACGAGGUGCCAGAGCAUUUGAGGACUGUCAGGACAGUCAUCAUGGAAUUCAAUAAACUAAUAAGCUCCGAUCCCCGUUUAGAGAUUUCCCAAGUUUCCGUUGGUGAUGGUGUUACACUAUGCAGGCGCCUUUACUGAAAAUUUUACAUCUAGAAGACCUCCUCAAU